AUGCCAUCGAUCAACGACCCCAGUUCCAGUAAAUCGGGACCACCGGCAAUCAAAAAGUGGCUGGACUCAUCCCAGGACACGGCAUUUGACCAUCCAUACCAAACAUUAGACCAAGACCUCGAAACGCAUGAGCGCCUCCAGUAUCUGAAACAAGACAUCAGAGCCCUCAGCAACGACUCCCUCUCACGCUCGAUCAAACUCGGCAAACUGAAGGGCGCAAAAACGAGAGACGGGAACCUCAUAUCACAGCUCGAGCAGGAAAUCCAAUCGAUCGGAGAAAUGGUCGCGAGUGGGAAGGAGGCCGUCGAGGAGCUCGAGAAGGAGAUACGCAAGGAGCGAAAAAAGAGGAAAUACGAGGUAGCAGUAGACUUUUAUGAUAUUGUUGUCGUCGCGGAAGAAGAGACGCUGAGAUCAUUCAAGCUUCUUAGGUCUCUGACUGAUACCUUGCCGACCGUUGGGGGUGCGGAGAUGGAUGAAAAUGGCCCUGCUGGAGGUCUAUCGUCUGGAGGUAAUGCUGCUGAGGAGCUCGGUGAUUUUGCAUAG
Molecule: messenger RNA, 543 nt
Organism: Letharia lupina
Lineage: Eukaryota; Fungi; Ascomycota; Lecanoromycetes; Lecanorales; Parmeliaceae
Exons: 2
Coding region: 1-543 (180 amino acids)
Source: RefSeq, a predicted model, not a curated record